This is a messenger RNA of Mobula hypostoma (lesser devil ray), 14042 nucleotides long. Its product is annotated as neuronal-specific septin-3-like. NCBI's taxonomy places the organism in Eukaryota, Metazoa, Chordata, Chondrichthyes, Myliobatiformes, Myliobatidae. Gene Ontology annotation, molecular function: molecular adaptor activity; GTP binding; GTPase activity. Gene Ontology annotation, cellular component: microtubule cytoskeleton; septin ring; septin complex. The transcript has 10 exons. Gene Ontology annotation, biological process: intracellular protein localization; cytoskeleton-dependent cytokinesis. The record is from RefSeq and is a predicted model, not a curated record. The coding region runs from base 827 to 1903 and encodes 358 amino acids.
GUUGCCGCCGUGUGUUCUGCUUGCCCGUUGCCGGCCAUCCUUCUCUUUAACUGCAGACACCAGGUUAUCUGGAAUUAAACGAUUGUCCGCGGCGGCGGUGUUUAUUCCCGCCGCUGCACCUCUGCCGAGUGAUUCAUUCAAUCAGCCGCAUGUUGCUCGCUUUACGGUGUAACGCCGUCGCCUGGAAACACAGCGGCUCCGAGAGGCUGCCGGAGCCGGGAACUUGUCAGAGCACACCGCUACCCACCUCCUCCCUCAGCCUUCGGCCUCAAGCAGUGUCGUAUAAUACGCCAUUCACUGGAGGAUCGUGUGUCUCCAUCACUGACGAGGUUCAAGAAGAAAUGAGGGAAUAAAGAGACCAAACGAAGAAAGAACCAGAUGGGGGACAUUUUAAAUCUGAAAGACUUCCAUCGCAGUUUACUACGUACAGUUUCAGUUGUUCAAAGCCAGGGAGGUUAUGGCAUGAGUCUUUGUUAUCGAAAGGACCCUUAACCACAAUGAUGAAUUAAUUGUAUUUGCUUUAGCGGCAGAGUGCAGCCUUUCUCGUGGAUCUCUGGGGAGGCGUAUGACAAGCCCCGGAGCCCGACUAUAGACUGCGGUGUAUUGACGAGUACCUUAUGGCCAUUCCAGUGUGCAGUACCUCCUGGUCGCUGCCCACAUGGGUUAAUGGGAUAUUCACACGACCAUGACACCUGCUGCAAGUUAUAGGCAGAGCAGUGAUUCGGCGAGGGUGCAGGCAGACAUCACAGGGCAAGGCGAGGCGAAGUCCACGUACACAGAUCAUUGAGUUAUCUUCGGCAGGAACCAAAAAUAAUCCUCAAGGCUGAUGGGUUGCUGGCCUUCAACCAUCAGGAGCUGCGUGCAAAGGGGUUUGGAAGAGGAUAGAAAACCGGGCUCCGGCAUGUCGGAAGUGGUUCAAGAUGCCAAACCCAAGCCCGCUGUGCCCAUGAAACCAUCGGCAGUGGGCUCCCAGCUACUGGGCUACGUGGGAAUUGACACCAUCAUCGAGCAAAUGCGACGGAAGACCAUGAAGACAGGAUUCGAUUUUAAUAUCAUGGUCGUGGGGCAGAGUGGUCUGGGGAAGUCAACUCUGGUGAACACCCUGUUCAAGUCACAAGUUAGUCGGAAAUCCUGCGGUCGAAACCGGGAAGAGAAAGUCCCAAAAACAGUGGAGAUCAAAACAGUUGGACACGUCAUCGAGGAGAAGGGGGUGAAGAUGAAGCUGACAGUGAUUGACACACCUGGAUUCGGAGAUCAGAUCAACAAUGACAACUGCUGGGAGCCAAUUGAGAAGUACAUCAGUGAACAGUACGAGAAGUUCCUGAAGGAGGAGGCGAACAUCUCGAGGAAGAAACGUAUUCCCGACACCCGCGUGCACUGCUGCCUCUACUUCAUCUCCCCCACUGGGCACUCCCUGCGACCCCUGGACAUCGAGUUCAUGAAGCGCCUGGGAAAAAUAAUGAACAUCAUUCCCGUCAUUGCAAAAGCAGACACGAUGACUCUGGAGGAGAGGCACGAUUUCAAACUGAGGGUCCGGAAAGAGCUGGAGGCAAACAAUAUUGAGUUCUACCCGCAGAGGGAAUUUGAUGAAGACAUGGAGGAUAAGAUAGAGAACGACAAGAUCAGGGAAACCAUGCCAUUUGCCAUCGUUGGCAGUGACACCGAAUAUCAAAUAAAUGGGAAACGAGUGUUGGGAAGGAAAACUCCUUGGGGGAUCAUCGAGGUUGAGAACGUCACUCACUGCGAAUUUCCUCUUCUCCGGGAUCUCAUUGUCAGGACCCACCUUCAGGAUCUCAAGGAGGUGACCCACAACAUCUUCUACGAGACUUACCGGGCAAAGCGGCUGAACGAAAACGGGAAUCUCACCAAUGACACGGAGGAGGUGCACGAAAGUAACCUCUGAACCAACAGAGACAAAACCACUCCUCUGCCUCAGAGCCGCGUGGAAAAUCUGACUUUUAUAAAAGGCGUAUUGUAAAGGUACAAAGCAAAGACAAACCUACCACUCAGAGAGAGUGGAGCUCUUCAAAGAUCAGCCCUUGCACAUUUCCGAAGUGUUAUUUUAAGAAUGAACGUAAUGUAUAUUGAAUAGUUUAUUUAAUGUUAAUGUUUCAAUAGUUGUAAAUGAGUUUCAGUAAACCUGCAGGACUGACAGUACUAUUCCCUUUCACUGGAUUUUGCCAGCUUGUGUUUUGUGAGGAAGGCCGGACACGUUCUUCCUUCCUCGUGUUCACUCAAGGGGACACACAGCAGAGCCAAGGUUCACACUGGAGUUUUGAACGAAAAGUUCCAGAUACUGUUUCCAGUCUCACCCCAGUGUGACAACCUAGUUCGCUGAAUGUUCUUGGGCGUUGGAAUCGAUCGCGGUGAACUGUUCCUCUCACUGCUGCUCACACACGUUUUCCAGCGCAAGUCUGAUUAACAACGAGGACCCACAAAACUCAUUUUGAAUUAAUCUCCUGUACGUGUUCCCUAGCCCAGGGAUACAGAGCUGCAAACUCCUGGUGUCCAAACUGAGACCACUUACUGUAAAACCUUUCAGGGAGUUGAAUUUUAAGGAAAGAAUGUCCUUGGGUUGAAAAUACAUUUGUAUUUUCCCCUAUAAGUAUAAAAUAAAAUAUUAAUCAUAUUCAAUUUUGAAAACUGCAUUCAUUCCAUUAAAUACUCGAUAUUGUCUUAAACAGUUUUAUUGCUUCAAGUUUAGCAUUAAGAAGUCAACAGUAACUUAGUGGGGAUUUGGAAAUUAAAUGUCAAGUUCCAUCAGACCUAACUUUAUGAGACAAAUACCCCACCACCAAUUUAGCUCCUUCUGAAACUACCCAGAAAGUAUACUGACACCCGUUUUCACAGUGAAGCAGGAUUCAUCCUGAGAAAGAUUUGGUUCCUCGCUGUGCUCACCAAACCAGCACAAGAGUGAAGCAGGGAGAGUACUCAAUGUUCAUCGGUGUAAACCUGCUGCAGCUAAGGAGUGGAUCUUGUGUAUUGGUGCUUGCAAAGCAGGACGUGGCAUGGUAGGGUUUCCGUGGUAGGUCUCCCAUCUGCUCGAAGGAAAAGAAGGCUGAGUGGUAGUGGGAGGUCCCAGCUCCCCAUGAAGGGAAGACUACAACAGAUGGGGAGCAUCCUUCCAACAGCCUCCAGCAUUUCUCUGUGGCUUGUGGCAAUUUAACUGGAGGCACCAGUGUGAUCAAGUAAACAGUGUGUUUGCCAGACCAUACAGUGGGGAGGGGUGUGUUUCUACCAUAGGCAUCUUCAGCUCCUGUACGCCUGGCACCUACUGACAAACCCCAGCAUCCCAUACUGCCACAACGCCUCCAGCUCCUGUAACUCUCCCAUCCCCUCUGAAUGUCCAGGCUCCGUCUCCCACACCUGUCACCAAGCCCUACACUCCAUCAAACCCCCUUCCACAACACCUUCAGUACUCUUAUCCUCUCCAUUCCUCAAAACCUCCAGCCUCUCCCGCAAUGCCAACACUUUACCCGCAGUGCCUGCCCCACAACCUCCAAACUGUAACCCCCUACCACAUGAACCCCUAUCCCAAUCCCUGCUGCGUCAAACGCCCCCCUUCCCUCUCCCCAAUCCCUGCCACAUCAACCACUCCCUCGCCAACUCCAACCCCUCUCCACCGCCAAUCCAGAUCACUGCUUCCUUCUUGGCAGUGUCCACCCCUACUGUCUCCACUCAGUUUGCUGUUCACUGUGCUGCAUGUUCUGGAACAUUCUUAGCAACAUCUGUAGGUUAAAUCUAGUCAAUUAGCACUUGUGAGUGAUGUGUAUAUAGAGUGGUGUGAAUAAGUGUCAUGUUUCUUUUAUUCUUUCCAAGUGCAUUUGUCCAUAAUACAGUGGCCACAAGUCCUGUGCCUUGGGGCCAGAGAGUUGCCAAUUUUUCCUAAUUUCUCUGUACUUCCCUUGAAGGUGUUUUUCCAUGUUGAUUUUUCUUCCCAAUCUUCACCCCAGUGGACUUGAAAUAUCACAGUUUCAUCUGAAUCUAAUGUCCUAUACAAUCUCCCACACAGGCUCAUAUCUGUACAGGGAUCUGUGACUCCAUGCCUUCUUGAUUUCCAGCUGAAGUAUAGUUAGUGUAGGCUGCAAAAACCCAGUGAAGAUUGAGGAUUGGACCUUGGAUAGUUUGUUGCAUUGACUCAGAACCUGGGAUAUCCAGGUGGGAGCAGGAGCAAGCAUUCUGAUUUCAGCAGCAGUUAACAAUUUGUCUCAAGACUUGUCUGGAAACAAAUAGUUCUGUUUCAAGUACGUGGGAGGGUGUGUUGCAGGCACUGGAUUCUGAGAGGGAGGGAGAGUCACAUGACUCUUGAUUGAGAUCAAUACCAUUUCCAAUAUUCCCAUUCCAAUCUUUCAUCUAGUGAACCUUCACUAGAAGUGAAUCAAGUAUUGGGAAUUUUCUAGUUAAGUUCCACAAAUGUUUGGGAGAUUGAUGACAUUGUGCAGAGGGUAGAGAGAUAACAGAGGCCUUGAUGAAUCGUAUGCCACUUAGACAACCACACACGUAGAAGGAAGGGUCUGUUCUUUAUCAGAUCUUCCCACUACCUGCAUUGUUCAAAAUGAGCUAGGUUUGUAACAACUGUCACUGGGCUUUGGAGAACACAAUCCUCCAACAACAGCAAUGUUUGUAGGUUAAUUGGCCACUGUACACUUACCCGUGAGUUGGUGGGUGGUAAAAUAUGAGGGGAGUUAAUGGGAAUGUGGGGAGAAUAUCAUGGAAUUGGUGUGAAUGGGUGUUUGAUUAUCAGCAUUGAUUUGGUGAGCCAAAGAGCCUGUUUCAGUCCUAUCUGACUUCAGAAAUGGGGCUCACUUGGGUGUGCUCCAACCAUGCUGAAAGAGUGUUUGAUAGUGCCAAGGGUGGUAGAAAUCAUCUGAAUGUCCCCCUGCUGAAACUGUAUGUUAGGCCAAUAUUAGACAUUAGAUUCUGUAUUGAUAAAAAGUUUAUUCUAAAUUAUGUGUUAGUGAUUGUGGUAAAGAAUUGAUCGAUAUAUUUAGACUGAUUACAUUUAUUACACUGCACUUUAUCUGCAAAUUACUUGAUGAGUGAGACAAGCUAAGGAAAAGUUUUUCUUUAGAUGUUGUACUUGUGGGUUAUUAAAUAUUACAAGAGGUUGAAUUACAACAGAGAUUCCCAACCUUUUCCAUGCUGUGGACCAAUGCCAUCAAGCAAGGGGUCCGUGGACCCCAGGUCAGGAACCUCUGAAUUAAAACAUCGAAGUUUCAAGUAGAUUUAUUAUCAAAGUAUGUAUAAGUUAUACAACCUUGAGGUUCAUCUGCUUACAGGCAGCCACAAAACAAGAAACCCGAAAGAACCCAAUUUUAAAAAAGACCAACACCCAUUGUGCAGAGAGAAAGAAAAAAAAAAUCAUGCAAACAAUAAAGCAAGCAUUAAAUUCAGAACAAAAUUGAGUCCAUACACACGAAGCUCAGAGUAGGUCCAUAGCCUUAGUCUCAGUUCAUCACAAAUCGCAGUGAAGCUCACAAACGUUUGGUCUAACCAAGUUAUUUAGUUUCAUAUGCUGCCUCCUGAUACCCAACUCCAUCUCAUCCUAUCAACAGCCUCCAGAUUACAUUCUGCUUCAUGGACUAAUCCAGCUUUCCUAUAAUGCACUUACACUAUUUGCCUCAAUCACUUCAGAUUCUCCAACUCUAUAAAGUCUCUGAUAUUGUAGGGUGCUCUACCCAGUUUCCAACUUCCGUCCUCUAGGCCAGGGGUUCCCAACAUUUUUUUAUGCCAUGGACCCCUACUGUUAACCAAGCCGUCUGUGGACCCCAGGUUGGGAACCCCUGCUCUAGGCUGUAGUCUUACUUGUUGAAAAAGUUUUGGGUUUGGAGUUGUUUAUCCAGAAAUUGUUUAUCACAGAAUCUUAGAAAGUUAUAGCACAGAAACAGACCCUUCAGCCCAACUUGUCCAUGCCAUCCGUGAUGCCUAUCGACACUAGUUUCCAUUUGCCCACACUAGUCCCAUAUCCCUCUACUCCUUCCCUAUCCAACUACCUGGCCAAAUGUCUUUAAACAUUGUUAGUGAAUCUGUCUUCCCCCCCCCCCCCCCAAUCUCCUCUGGCAGCUCAUUUCAGAUAUUUGCCACCCUCUGUGGGGAGAGAUCUGCCCUUCAGAGCUUCUCUCCUUAAACCUAUGUCCUCUAGUUCUAGAAUCCCAUGACUUCAGAAAAGGAUUUUAAUUAAUUAUCUUUUCCCUCAUAAUGUUAUAACCCUCUUUAAGGGCGACCCUUGAUCUCCUACACUCUAAUAAAAAUAAACCCAGUUUAUCCAAUCUCUCCGAAUAACGACCGUCCCUUCAUUUCACACGACAUCCUGGUGAAUCUCUUCUGCACCCUAUUUCCACCACAUCCUUCCUGUAGAGUGGCCACCAGAACUGUAUACAAUACUCAGCGCAAUAUCCCACACAGCCCUCAGCAACGUUCUGUGGACCAUUAUUCUAUAGGUUUAUUGAGUAUGCCCACAAGUAAAUGAAACCGUGUUCUUUAUUAAUAAAAUUUACUUUGAACUUUGAAUUAAAAGUGCAACUAACCAAUGUUUUCUACAACUGCAUUAUGACAUGCCAACUCUUACACUCAAUGCCUUGGCCAUGAAGGUAAGUAUAGCACAUCCCUUUUUCUCAAUCCCAUCCACGUAUCACAACUUUCAGGGAGUUAUAGACCUGCACCCCAAGGUCUCUCCCUACGUCAAUGUGCCUAAGCCCCCUGUCAUUUACUCAGUGCCCCUAAAAUUUCUGGCAGGUUCUUCUUAAGACUUCUCAAUGUUUAUUUAAUAGUUUUAGUGUAGUUAGGAUCGGGUCCAAAGGUGCUGAAUGAGGAGCAGAUAUCUUCUUGGGAGGUAUCAUUAGUGUCACCUCGAGACAGGAGAAGUGACUUCCACAGGAAGGACAUUCUACCUGUUGAGUGAUUUGUAGAGGAAAUGGUCCAAGGUUUAGGAAGGAUCAAAGAGCAGCAGUUUCAGAAGAGAGGUACAGAGGCUUGAACUGGCCUUGGGGUGUCGUCAGGUGUCGGGAAGACAAGUUGUUCUUAAAGUGCCCUCUGAUAAUAUAGACUGUCCUGGGCCGUGCAAAGUGGGUUGAGGAGCUCUUCAGAUUUUAUGGAAUCAUAAUGUUGGAACAAAGAGCUUCCCAUCUAUUGAAUGCCAACCUGGGUAAGGCAUCUCCAUGUUGAGAAGCAUUUCUUUAUAGACGGGACUGGAAGAAACGUGCUGAGUGGCACUAAUGAAUGAGACUUAUGUUCAAGUGGGAGGUCGUUGGGUAAGACAAAUACAGUACAAUCCGAGUUCAAUCCUGACCUCUGAUGCAGGGUGCACACGUUCUCUCUGUGACUGUACAGUAUGUGGGCUGGUAGGUUAACUGGCCCUAGAGUGUACAUUUUCUCACUGUGACCGUACAAUGUGUUGGCUGGUAGGUUAAUUAGCCCUAGAAUGUGGUCAAGUCUGGAUGGAGUUGAUGGGGCAGUGCAAAGUGUAAAAUUGCAUUAGAUUAGCACCAGUGUAAAUGGGUGGUCAACACAGAUUUGAUAGAUCGAAUACAUCUGUUUGGUCUUGCAGACCCCAUAACAAAUUAAUUCUACAUAUGUCUUCAUAGCGACUAACAAGUUAAAUCAGGGGUCCCCAACCUUUUUUGCACUGCGGACCGGUUUAAUACUGACGAUAUUCUUGCGGACCGGCUGACGGGGGUCGGGGGGAGGUGGGUGGUGUUCAGGUUCAACAGUGCGUGACAGCGAAUGAGGAAAGGUGUAGCUGACUCAUAUCGUUUCAUAUCGCCAAAUCAUAUUGUUUCCUAGCAUCCCGGUAGCACAUGCUUUGCAGCCCGGUGGUUGGGGAUCACUGGGCUAAAUACUUUAAAGUUCAAAGUAAAUUUUUUAUUAAAGCGCAUAUAUGUCACCAUAUACAACCCUGAGGUUCAUUUUCUUGCAGGCAUAUCCAAUAAAUCCAUAAUGGAAUAAUAAUUAUAACGAUCAAUGAGAGGCCACACUAGUGUGGUUGUUCAACCAGUGUACAAAAGACAACAAACUGUCCAAAUACAAAAAACAGCAAUAAAUAUCGAGAACAUGAGAUGAGGAAUCCUUGAAAAUGGGUCCAUAGGCUGAGGGAGCAUUUCAAUGAUAGGAUGAGUGAAGUUAUUUCCCUUUGGUUCAAAAGCCUGAAGAUUGAGGGCUAGUAACUGUUCCUGAACCUGGUGGUGAGAGUCCUGAGGCUCCUGUACCACCUUCCUGAUGGCGGCAGUGAGAAGAGAGCAUGUCCUGGGUGGUGGGGGUCCCUGAUGAUGGAUGCUGCUUUCCAGCGACAGUGCUUAAUGCAGAUGUGCUCAGUGUAGGGGAGGACUGGGCUGUAUCCACUACUUUUUGUAGGAUUUUCCAUUCAAGGGCAUUAGUAUUUCAAUACCAGGCUGUGAUGAAGCCAGUCAAUAUACUCUCCACCACACAUCUAUAGAGAUUUGUCAAAGUUUUAGCUGUCAUGCAGAAUCUUUGCAAACUUGUAAAGAGGUAGAGGUGCUACUGUGCUUUCUUCAUAAUUGUACUUCCGAUAUUUCCACCAUUCUCAAAUUUUAUUUCUGAUUUCUGGUGUUUUGCUUUUGGUUCUCCGCUGUGCUUCCAGUAUUGUGUAAGUUACAGUUUCCUUUUAAUCACAAAUCUUCCAUUGAGAUAUUCUGCUCCUUCAGCUUUCCGGAUAACAUGUCACACCAUGGUCUAUAAUCAACUCACACGCUGAGGUCAGAGGGAGAAAUUUUACUUAGUUAUACACCAGUAUCCUCCUCCAUUCAUUGGCGUCUCCUGAGCCCCUACUGCUGUGCCAUUAGCAGCAACGGAUGUCCAUUCCCUCAUCUUCCACCCCUUCCCACUUUGUAAACCAAUCCUUCAAGCUCCAUCCAUAACCAAGCUUCUCAUCCCCUCCUAAUUCUCCCUUUAGCUUCUAUUCUGAUUUUCCUUGUGUCUCUGUGAAGCUUUUUUACAUUAGUGUCAGUUUAUUAAUGCAAACAUUAAUUAUUAGAUCCUUAAAUGGGCAUAAUUCAGAGUGGUGAAGUUAUAGCACAUAUCCGCCCUUUUGCCAAAAUUAAAAUUUUAGGUUAAGGAAGUUGCUGCUUUAGGUCACAGUAACCCUCUCGUGAAUAUAUCCCGCAUUCUUUUCUGCUUAAUGACCUUCUUCCUACAACUUGGUGACUGGAAAUGUACACAAUUGUGCUGCUGUAGAAACUUGACCUUCACCCAUAUCACUUACUCCAACACUGCCUCAUUGCACUUUAAUGUCCCUGCUUUGUUUGGUUUUUUUUGAGAUAAUAAAUCAGAAAAUUGGAUGGAAGUAUUUGAUUUGAUUUCCCUCCCAGACAGUUUAAAAAGUCAAGGUCAUAUUCAAAAUUAAAAUCAUGAAGGAAAACCCAACAGAUGAUAGUUAACACCGUGUUUGAAUUGGGAAGUACUGAGAGAGGAGGACGUGGGGGGUAAGUGGUUCAGUAGUGGAACGGAGUAAUAGCCAAGUGGAAAGUCACCAAGUUAUGAGAAGAAUGUCAUUAAGCUGGAAAGGAUGCAGGAAUGAUUCAUGAGGAUCUUACUGGGACUGGACAGCUUGAGUUACACUGGAAGUGUGGAUAAGCUGUGACUUUUUAUCCCUAGAGUGAAGGAGGCUAAAGGUUUGCAUUAUAGAGACGUGUAAAGUAGUGAGGGGCACAGACAAGGUGGAUGGUCACAGUACAGAGGAGACUGAAACUAGAUUUAAGGUGAGAGUGGGAAGAUUUGAAAGAGAGCUGAGGGGAAAAUUUUUCAUGCAGAGGGUGGUAGGUAUAUGGAGUGCGUUGCCAGAGGGAGCUGUAGAGAUGGGCACAAUUCAAUAUUUAAAAGAUAUUUAGACAGGUACAUAGAUAGAAAGAGCCUAGUGAGAUAGAGGCCAAAUGCAGGCAUCGGGAACUAGCACAGUAUGACAUCUUGGUCAGUUUGGAUGAGCUGGGUCGAUGGGCUGUUUCCAUCUUGUCAACUCUAUGGGUCUUUGACAAUUGGGAUAUUUGUGUGACUAUGUGGCAAGGCUUGGUGAGGUGGACAAAUGUAGGCGUGGGAUUAUGUUAUGAUAUACAAAACCUGAUAUGUAUAAGUGGGAAGGCAACAACCAUUGUUCAAAGGAGAAAGGGCCUGGCCCUACAUUUAUGAAGUGUGAUCUCCACUUUGAAUAGGUUUACGUCAGUAUCAUUCAGGGUAAAGUUUAUACAAAGCUAUUGAAAGAGAUAUUGGAAAGGAUGACUAAAGUGUGAUCAAUGUGAUGGAUUUUAAGAAAAGUCUUAGAAAGGAGAAGAGAUGAAGUGAGUUUGAAAGAGAAGUCCAGAUUUGAUUAGAUCAUGAGGUAGGACAUUGUUAUAAGGAGGAGAAGGUCAUAGUAAAUGAAAGUGGGACUGUAACAUUAAGAUAGUAUUAAAUGAUAUAAUUGUGAGACUAAUUAUGAAGGCCGCGCUUUGUACAUACUGUAUGGGGUCUGGCUUUAAACUUGACACUCCAAAGGUUGAGGCUAUUGUAAACUGUGUUUAAGUUUGGUACAAGAUUUCCUUGGGUGAGGUUUGAGUUUGGUACUAAAGGUUGGUGAAAAAUGUUGUUAAAAAGUGUUUAGCAAGGCCAAAAUACAUUUGGGGUUAGUACGAAAUGUCUUCGGGUGGAGCAGCACUAUUUGACUGAUAGGGAGUCCUCCAUGUGACAUUUAUUCUGGUGGGUAUUUUUGUCACAAGGCUGGGCCUUCAGUUACUUUUGUUUUAAUUCAGAUUUCAUGAACUCAACGUUCCCAAUGUUUGUACUCAUCUACUUGAGUUCACUUUUACGAAUCUUGUCUUCGGACACCCACACUAGGGUCUGCUGAUGGAUGGCAACAUGGUAGACUUUAAAUUACAAACAGUAAAAGGUCCCUAACACACAUGGGACCUGUGUCUUCCGAUCUUCAGAUCUGUCUGAGUUCUUGAAACCAGUUGUAUGAGCUCUCCUUGUCUUCAAUCCUUGGGUUCUGAUGAGAUGCUUUAUUAUAGCUUCUAAUUGUACAAUCAAUGACUGACCAGAGGUGGGUCUGGUAAAGAUGGGGAUCACAAAUUAUAAAGCGAUUAGAUGUGUAUUUUCAUUAAAGUAAACAGUGGUGAGUUAGUAAUAGAUUAUUCUUCACAUAUUCAAAUAGUUUACCAUUACCAGUAGUAAUUAAAAGUGUUAGUUAUGUCGAGUACAAUCUGCUAGGUCCUGGUCAUCUCAACUAACCACAAACGGGUUGGGAGAGACCUCUAGUUUCAUUUGGAGUAUGGCCAGUUUUAAGACUGUGAAAUAAGAGCAGGAAUAGGGGAUUGGAGCCUGAUGAAUCCUGCAGUCACUCAAUGAGAUUUCAGCCAAACCAGUAUUCUGGUGCACUUCCUUGCCUGAUCCCUAUGUCUCAAGAUUCUUUCCGUGUCCAAAAAUAUAUCAAUAUUAGUCUUGAGUGGAUGCAACCAUUCAGAAUGGCCAGGAAACAUCGAGAACUGAUUGCUCUCAUCCUCAAGGGAGGUCAUUUGAGAAUUCUGCAGUGGAACCUCUGACCUCGUCAGUUUCUCACAGGAAUUCUGCCCAGGAGCCACUGACCUCAGUAGCCUCUCACUUUCAAUAUUCCAUUUCACCAGUCCAUUGGGACAAGAAAACAUGUCCUCUCAUGGCAGUAAUCGGUGGAGAGUGACCCUCUCCCAUAAAUCAUCAGAAAAUUUAUCACAGACAAAAUUCAACCCAUUCCCGUCAGACAUAGUAGUUAAUGAACCCUUGUUCCUGAGCUGAUUUACGGAAAAGCCACAGACAUUAACCAGAAAUAUAUCUGCAAACUUUUUUUAUUCAUUCCAAGGUGUCAACAUCAUCACAAGACUAGCAUUCUGUUCCCCAUCUCUAACUAUCCCUAAAACUGAGUGUGUUGCUAGGACAACAAUUACAGAUGACAGGGUCACCCACCUAGUUAACAUGGGAGCAGCUGUCCCUCUGUAAAGGAUGUCAGUGAACUAAUGGGGUUUUACAACAAUCUAAUAGAUUAAUGCUCCCUUACUGACCUUAGCUCUACACUCUGAAUUUAUUUAAUUAAGUAACUGAAUUUACAUUUUCUGAUUGUCGCGGUGGGAUUUCAACUCAUGCUCUGGGGCCAGUACCCAGACCUCCCAAUUAGGAGCUUUGUAACACUAGCAUUAUGGAACCUAACCCAAUCCUGUUUCCUGUACAAAUGGGAUUGAAUGGGAGGUAACUGGGAUCCUGGGCACUCUCAGAAUUAUCUAGAGACCAGAAUCCUAUUGAGAAUGGGCCAAAAGUGAAGUAAGGCAGCGAGGGGCCAAGGGCAAAUCUCAUGUUUACGUCAGACACUGCCUGUCUCCUCAACAGAACCAGGUUAGUGUGUCUAAUUCUCUAGCCCUGCCAUAACUGAAAUCCCCUUCCCUGUUACAUUGUGCUCCUGAUUUAAUAUUGUUGACCAUCAUUGAUGUUCUCUCUAGAUAUUGAAAUAUCACAUUUGCCAAGCUUGUGUUCUGAGUAUUUCCGAAAGAUACUUAGUAUAUGAAAUAAGAAAUGUUGUACAGUUGUUGUAUGUCCCUGUUUAUUCUUAUUUGUAAAACAAAAUGAUGCAUUUAUCAUGGAUGUGUUUUCAAUGUGGACACAAGUACUUCUUGUGCUGUCGGUGGUAGAGUGGAUUGUCCAGAUAUUGUUUAAGAUCUAUUGACUUUCUGCAAUAAAAUAACACAAAUAAACUGCCACAAAAUCAUCUACAGGAUGUGGUUUGCUUUGGUCGAAAUAAUUGGCAAUUCUGAAGCAUCUGUAAAAUGGGUGUCAUUCCCUGCUGACCUGCAUCUACAAUAAGCUGACAACUGAAUUACCUGUGCCUCCGCUGUGUCGAAAUCUUGUCUGGGGAUUUCCAGCAAAUGGUAACGAGAACUGGAAUUCCUUACUCUGUGAUGAAGUUCCUUGAGGUUAAGAGAUUGCAGUAAUUUUAAAGUACCCUGUCACCACCUCUCUCUCCAUUUGAACCUUGUGUAAACUCAUCAUAGUCUGCUGACAAUCUAAUCAGACACCACUUCUGGUGAUGGACUUGGUUCACAUCUGUUCCUGGCAGCAGUGCUUUUGUGGUGAGAGAUCGUCCUUUGAAGGUAAACCUCCACUCCCAUAACUAACAGAAAUCUGAUGUAACAGUUUCACAUUGCCCUCCACUGCAGGCCAAGGCACCAGUGUUCAGCUCUUUUUUCUCUUUUUCCUGUCUGAGCCAUUUGAUGCAGCUGUAAAUGUCACCAGGUUAUUACUUUGAAUUGAAUUUCAGGCAACUAAAUACAAUAGAGCAGUUACAUUGAAUUAUUAUUUUUCAAUAAAAUGUCAGGUGAAAGAGGGGAGAGUUCAGUGAAAUUAACAAACACAAGAGGAUACAUUUUAGUUAGUGAAAAUAAAUUAGUAAGAUUUUCAUCACUGAACCAAACUUGUAGGACACUGAUAUUUACACAUUAUAAAUUUUGUCCUGCAGUAUUUUACACAUUAUAUAGGAAUUCUACUUGGAGCACUUUGCUCUAACUAAGUUGAUUCUGCAUUUAACCUUUUCCCAGCAAUCUGUACCAUCAGAGUCUCAUUCCUUCAUUCUCCAUUUAACAGUACUCUUUCUUCCCAAUAAGUCUGAAUGGCAUUGAAUGCGAUCUUCAUUUAUGGUAUUUGCGCCAUUUAGAUUUAAGUAGGACACCCACAUGGUUAUUACACUGUGCUGGUUAAUAGUCAAUGCAUACCUGAUUCAAUUUGUACUUGAAGGUGGGACGUGACAUUCCUACUGAGACUCAGACAACUUAUUUUCUCUGCCAUAAGCACAAGGUUGGGAACAUCAUUGGCUCCUCGUGUCUAGUACGUCCGAGCUCCUAACUCACAGGACAUUGUCCACAAACACAAAGCAAGUGCAUUUUUCAAGGAAAAACUUGAUCCACAUUUUCCAUGCAAUGUUCCUCUUGGCUCGUUUUGAUUUUAGGAAUGAUCUGGUGUUUGUGUCUGGGGGAAAUUCAACUGUUUAAAGCACUUUUGAUGACCACAGGCUGCAUUUUCUGAUUAUAUCCAUUAGUCUC